Bactrocera dorsalis (oriental fruit fly) is the source of this 792-nucleotide messenger RNA. RefSeq names its product calcium load-activated calcium channel. Gene Ontology annotation, cellular component: endoplasmic reticulum; endoplasmic reticulum membrane; cytoplasm. The transcript has 4 exons. Gene Ontology annotation, biological process: endoplasmic reticulum calcium ion homeostasis. Gene Ontology annotation, molecular function: calcium channel activity. Bases 118 to 669 code for a protein of 183 amino acids. Lineage: Eukaryota; Metazoa; Arthropoda; Insecta; Diptera; Tephritidae. The record is from RefSeq and is a predicted model, not a curated record.
UUCAAAUAGUUUAAAUGAUAUCGAUACAUGUUUUCCAUAUCUAAUUGUCGUGAAAUUUUUUAUCAACAAUUCCAACCUAUUAAACGAGAGAUAUAUUGAACUAUACUUCUUGUAAUUAUGUGGAGUGAUACGAUUUUAAUAGUAUUUAUUUCUAUUUGCACAGCACUCUUAGGAGAAGGUCUUACUUGGGUAUUGGUAUAUAGGACUGAAAAAUAUCAAAAAUUGAAAGGUGAAGUUGAGAAGCAAAGCAAAAAAUUGGAAAGGCGUAAGGAAAUCCAUGGAGAAUCGCUUGAUAAAUCACAGAAAAAGAAAAUUGAACGCGAUGAAGAGAAACUGAAAAAUAAUAAUAGAGAUCUGUCGUUGGUUAAAAUGAAGUCUAUGUUUGCGACGGGCUUCGCAUUUACAGCGCUUCUCAGUAUGUUCAACAGCAUCUUUGAUGGACGUGUCGUAGCACAGCUACCCUUUACACCCAUUUCUUGGAUCCAGGGUUUGAGCCAUAGAAAUUUGUCGGGUGAUGAUUACACCGACUGCUCUUUUAUCUUCCUUUAUAUACUUUGCACAAUGUCUAUUAGACAGAAUAUUCAAAAGCUUUUAGGUUUUGCGCCUUCAAGAGCAGCUAGCAAACAGGGUGGAGGAUUGUUUGGACCCACACCGGGACAAUUUAAAUAAACGUACAUUUUAACCCAUCUGUAUUCUAGAUAUCAAACACUCACUCGGGGAGUUGUAAAAACGAAUUAAAGUUUUGUGUAUAUUAAUUUAAAAAAUAUAUUCAUUAUAAUUAUAACACAAAAA